AUGUCUCCCAUUACGCGACGUGCCGCCUCCAACCAGUCGGUCAUCUUCGACUCGCACACUACGCCGAUCGCUUCGUCGUCCAAGAGCGCGCAGCGCUCCACCAGUGCGCCGAGCUCAAAAUCGUCGCCUCUCGAUCCCCUCCGCGCAGCCAAGACUGUCGCCGGUCCCCUGCGCUCGCUGAGCGCGGAUCGCAGAAACAGAGUCGCUUUCUCGCCAAACAACCACACAAAGCUCUUCAACACCAACGAGCCUGUUGUCCCUGAAGCCCCUACAUCAAUACGGUCCUACCGCACCUCUUCCCCCGAAGCCAUCUCCUCCUCCCCUUCCUCCCACCGUGCGUCCGACGACUCGACAGACGGUGUCCGACCUAUUCUCAAGCGCCACGACCACACGAUUCGCGUGGCAAAAUCAGUCAAGGAGGGAACGUGGAACAACAGAGAGCCUGCGCGCCUGCGCGUGAUCGGCGCCAUGCCCCGCAUGGACAGCCCCUCCAUGUUCCUCUCGACCUUAGACGCCGCAGAGGACGGCAUUGCCGGCGUCCCCAUCUCCGACGACGCACCUCCAUCUGACGAUAGUGACUCGUCUGGCGAUGGACAGGCUGGUGGCCAACCUUCCAAUCGGCCAAGAGGGGCCGACAACUUUAGCGACGAGUCCGAGGAAGAAGAGCAGGAGGAGGGACUCCAUCCUUCCUACCUCGUUGAGAAUCUGCUGUCUGGCGAUGCUGACCUCCUCACUCUUGAGGAGUCGUACACGUCGCUCACGCUGCGCCUGCGCGAAAGCUUAUUCGACGUCGGCCCGCCCACGCUCGCAGUGCACACCGAGUUUGAGCAGGUUUGCAAGGAGAUUCGCGAUGAAGCCCCGGCCAUCGUCUGCGCCGUUCAGCGCGACCUGAAUCGCCUCAUGGGCAAGGUCCCCAACUCGGAGACAACCGCGUCCACCUCGCCGUUCCGUGGCCUUACCCCCGCCUACAGCUUACCACCAUCACCACAAAAGACGCCGAAGAGAGGGUACACCGAGUCCGAGGUCCUCUACCGCCGCGAGGCGGCCGGUGUUGGAUGCGCGGCGUUGAGGUUCCUCACCGUGGUGUGCAGCUCGCCUCGCCUCUUCACCCUGUUCACGGAGGCCGAUGUUCAAGCUCUCCUCGACCAGGUGCUGGUUAUCCCCAGGACGCCUAUCCUCCCAACCCCCAGCCCUAAGCGAACGUUCAGCCAGGCCAUCAUGAUCUUCUCUCAAGUGCGGCUUCCAUCAGCAUGGAUCAGGCCACUGGAGAGCAAGAUCACUCGCUCCCUGGAGAGUGCGCUCACUACGGUCGCCAUCGGCGUCUUUGCCCUCAAAGACCCAUCACCGAUCAGGAAGGAGGCGUUCAACGCCGUCAACAACUUGCUCAAGAUGUACCCUGACAUCUUCUUCCCCGCAUACACACAACUCCUCCCCGUGUGUCUGCGGACCCUCUCCAGUCCACUACCCGCGCUGAGGAAGAGCGCGUCCGCUGCGGCUGCCGCGUUCCAGACAGCCAAGCUUCGGCUUCAGGACGACGCGGACCGCCUCCUCCAAGACGACUCGUCAACACAAACUGCUUGGAACAAGACAAGAUCGGUCGUCGUCCGCAGCGAAGCAUUUGUCGCCAACUUCCUUCGCGGUGUCCUCAAGUCGCCAAGAUCAAAAUCUGCAUACGACAAAGAUGGAGAGAAGAGCACCGAGUGGUCGCCGAUCGAGGCUAUCUUCCGCCGCACUGUCGGAACGGCCGAGGAAGUGGCCUGGGCUUGCUCCACCUGGGCCAUACUGGUCAGCUUGAUUGGCAAGGAGUUCAGUUCGUCUCCUCUGGUCAAGGACAUCGGUCAUAUCAUGGACCGGUCGCUCCAGCCGUCAACAAACGCCGUCCGCCCCACCUUGGCCAGCGCCGCUUGGCAGCACGCUAUCCACGCUUACCUUCACGCCGGCUCGACGGCUUCACUGUCCGACUCUGGCCGCGUCGUGCGCUCGUACAACGCGUUCAGUGCUUCAUCUUACGAGGAUGUUGACGAACGUCUCCGAACCAUCGCUUUACCUGUCGGUGUUUCGUUAGCCCAGGCCAGUGACACCAAGCACGUCGCACGAGCUCUCACUACCCGGCCCGAUUUCCACAACGAGCAGCGAUGGAGUUGGCAGCGGUCUGAGAAGCCGCGUAAACUGGCUUGGAUGAUCACGACGGGGCUUGUGGCACCGGCACUGCUGUACGCCUACACGGUUAUCGCUCUCACCGACGAGGACCAACCCGCUCGCGAGGUCACACGCAUGUCCGGCUUGCCUUCCUCGGACGGCAUCGUUGUCGACAUCUCUCCAGAAGAGCGCCGGCUGCCUCGUUUGGAUCGCACAUUCGACCUCGUUCUCAUGCCCAUCCUCAAGCAGUUCUUCAGCAUCUGUGGCGUUGACAGGCUCAAGAACCUUGGCUGGGAAAUGCUCGAGGCUGUGACUGCUGCACCUUUGACUGGACCACUGCCCAAGCUGGAGCGCCUGCUCUCGCGUCGUUACCUCAGUGGUGAGAUCCUCCACCUUGACAAGGUGGCCCCCGAGGUCGUCGACAAGUUCGAUGCCGACUUCAUCCUCCCCUCAGAAAUUCCAGGAUGGGGAAGAUUAUGGGCGGCCAAGCGCCUCGGCAAGCUCCUCGCGCUGUUCGAAGAAGCUUUCGACGGCAUCCGUGGUGUGAACGACCUCGCAGCUGUCGAGUGGGUCACCAACGCCGACGGCCUCGUUCUGCUGCCAACGGUGCUUUCACGCAUCUGGGGCAACCUUCUCCGUGCGCUUGCCAUCACCGACAUCCCCGAGUCGGCCCCAACGCCGCUCUUCAUUGUCGGCCUCCAGGCCAUCACGCGGCAGAUCGUUAGCAUCUUCCAGCGGGAUCCUACAACGUACAUGCCUAUUUGCCUUCUCGACGCGAGCGGCAAGUCGACCCUCAAUACCGACGCUAUCCGCCUGGGUGUCACUCUCCACCUUUUCAACGUUGCAGUUGAAGUCUUGGGCGAGAAGACAUUAGGAGCGACGCUCAUCAACCAGCAAUUUAACAGAAACCCAGCUGAAGAGUCGCCUUUCGCUGCCGAAGCGCUGGGUCAGCCUACUGUUGUCGGCAAUCUUCUUGGCCCGUUAACCCGCUCCAAGCUCUCCUCAACCAUGGACCCCAAGGUCCGCCAGCUGUUCUGUCAACUUGUCAGCGCUCUCCUCAACACCGGUUCAACGCGCGACAUUGGCACCCGCCUCCUGGGUGAAGUCUCCAACUCGAUGCCGUGGAUCUUUGAGAACGACGAGCAGAUGCAGCUCGACGUGUGGCGCUUACUGGCACUCAAGUGGUCUGAGGUCAUUGACCUCCAGCCCGCUGCCACAGCCUCUGCCACCAACCACACUGGAGAGGUUCUGGUCAGUUUGCUGUCGUGCCCCUUCAGAAAUGCGGAAGCCACUUCGGUGUGGUACAACAACCCAUCGACCGAGGACCUCGAGGCGUGGCAGUCGCUCCUCAAGGUCUCGGUUCUUCGCUUCCGUGCCAAGCGUGUCGGCUCAAACUUUGGUGUUCUCGAGACUCUCUCAGCUCACCUCGACGACUUUAUUCGCGUUCAGGACGACGACUCGGAGCAGACGAAACAGCGUAAAGCCUCCACUACCACCAUCUCGUGCCUCGCCGCGGCCAUGUCGUGGAUCUCGUUUGUGCCGACGGAGCACUACCACGCUGCCCACUACAGCAUCAACGAGAACUUUGUUCCUGUCGACUUCCUGGCCUUCGUUUCAUCGGCUCUUGUGGCAGCUUUCGACAGCGCCUCGGAUACCCACUUUGCUGCCGUGGGGAAGCUCGUACAGAACAUCACGGCCCUAUUCCAGUCUCUGCCGCCCGACUCGGUCGCCGAUGUCCUCGACCCUCUGCGUCCCGGACUGGCCGUCUGGAUGACGGACGCGCCCAAGUCCGUUCAUGCAGAGCUUGGGGCCCAGCUGGACGACCUCUACAUCGCUGUCCUUUGCGCUCUUACUAUCGCUAUCGAGAACAACGACCUGCCGGCAGCUAGCGCGACGAUGAACGAGUACAUCGACAUGUACGCUCCGCGCCUGUCCCGCGGAACGAGCAGUGCCGUCCCUACUGCGUUCCAAGACUUCUGGCGUCGGUCUUUCCAGUCCGUCGAGGGGCUGGACUACUCGGAUGACGUCGCUGGCUUUGUGCGUGAUGUCCUCACCGCUCUGCCUGGCUACAUCAUGGCUGAGGGCCUGUCAUUACAAGAGUCCUCUGCCAGUUCGGACCAGUACCCCUACGCCGAGUCUGUUCCUAUCCAAGUGGCGGAACCUGAGGCCGUGGUUAUGGAAGAGGCCUCGGAGUCUGAGCCAGUCGUUGAAGACCAAGGCAACGAGGAGCCCGUUCCCCAGCCAUCUGAAGGGGCACGUCUCGGGAACACAUCUACCAACUACGACGCAGACAUCUCAGCAUCGCUUCCGCCACCCACGCAGACGCGAUCUGGUAGACUGCGCCGUAGCCAGUCUCGGAGCCAGGAGGCGCCACUCGUGGCUGACUCGUCGUCUGCAUCGUCACCUGCGGACACUACCGACGUCUUUGGUCCGACCAAAUCGAGACGCGUUAAGAAGGCGAACAAGCUAGCCAGAGCCAAGUCGUUACGUGACGCCAGGCUUCAGGAGCGCCAUGAUGCCCAGGUCGCUCUCGACAAGUCGGCACUCUCACGUUCCAAGAGCUGGGCGGCUGCUACUCGCCGCAAAUCACCCCGCCGUGCAUCGACAUCGCCACCUGUGGAAGCAGGAGACAUGACGGUCAUCCCUGAGACCGACGACGAGGCAGCGGACGACGACGAGCAGUUGGGCAAAACUCAACUGCUCCACUCUUCGCGUUCCGACGAGGAUGCUGCGCGGGGACUCUUCUCUUCUGCAAGCAGGUGGUUGCGCAAGGUGCCCAGCAUCGGCUCGUUGUUUACGCCUACCCAAGCAGAACUGAGCCAGCGUAACUCGCACACCUCUCGCAGCUUCGACCGCCUCGAACAACUCGAGGAGGACAAUGCGGAGGCCGAUACGCCACUGGCUUCUCGACCGCUUCGCCAUAAGAGCCACAAAAACCGGAAGAGCCAAGAGGUGGAUCAGCCUCAUGCCGUUCAGGAGCGUGCAGAACCGUUGGCUGAGCCGGCCGCCGUGGAGGACGAGCCUCGCUCGGCGGGCAGUUCUCGUGACUCGACCCCCGCCUCGUCGCAGGCUUCUACCCGCCGCAAACGUGCGGCCUCCAACGACGAGGGACUCAAGACAACAAAGCGGCGCCGACGGGGCGCCAAGAAGCCUGCCCGUGACUCUCGGUCCCGCAGCCGCAGUCAGAGCUUCCCUCCCGACGAGGACGACGAGCUUUUGCUUUCGCCCGAGAGCGCAGAGCGGGCGCGACGGGAGGAGCAGAGACUCAUUGCCGAGGACGACGCCCGCAUUGAAAGGCUACAGCAGCAGGCCUCACCCUUGGCGGGUAGAAGUGGUGCCGAGGAGCCCGAGGAAGUGGACGAGGAUGAGUUUGUUGAGAGCGGCGUCUUCGAUGACGCGCCGGGUGAUAAGUCGCCCAUGGCAGCCAGGACACAACCAGCGGUCUCGACCCCCGAUGCCGGGCCCUCGUCGCCGACUGCUGACGCCGUGAUUGAGCCACCCGCGUUCGCGCCGACGCCGAUCCGCCGCACGGCCGCUCAGCAGCGCGUACUUGCGAUGGUGGGGCAGGCGGCCGACGCGCACGCUGCGAUCGCCUCUCUUGACUUUGAUGGGGUUAUCGAGCUCCUGGGCAACGCCGAGCGCCUGAGAGCGCUCGCGACCGCCGCUCUGCAGGCGCAGGCCGAGCAGGCGAGGCAGGAGAGGCGGAGACGGAGGGCCAGUACUGGCCAAGAGUAA
Molecule: messenger RNA, 5874 nt
Organism: Vanrija pseudolonga
Lineage: Eukaryota; Fungi; Basidiomycota; Tremellomycetes; Trichosporonales; Trichosporonaceae
Exons: 4
Coding region: 1-5874 (1957 amino acids)
Source: RefSeq, a predicted model, not a curated record